Daldinia loculata is the source of this 1365-nucleotide messenger RNA. RefSeq names its product Isochorismatase hydrolase. The transcript is spliced from 3 exons. The coding region runs from base 342 to 1121 and encodes 259 amino acids. The record is from RefSeq and is a predicted model, not a curated record. NCBI's taxonomy places the organism in Eukaryota, Fungi, Ascomycota, Sordariomycetes, Xylariales, Hypoxylaceae.
CGCGCUAUAUCCUCAUUCGAACCGAACAAGCUGAACUGCAGAUCGUAUCCGGACCCCGCGCAUAAUCAUGGUAUCGUAAUCUUCAAAAUGCAUAGCAUUAUUCAGCUCUUAUCUUGGCAACUUGCUUCCCAGGGUACCUGAUUGUGACGGGGUAACGAUCCGCCGCCUUAUUACAUAGUAUGAUCCCAGCCACUUCUAUUCAAACCGAUAAGUAAACAAUAUUAGUCGCUUCUCAUAUCGUUAAUUGAGAUUGGAUUCGUAACUGAUAUCCAAAGACUUGAACAUAUUUGCGAAGAGGGGUGACCCCGUGUCUAUCAAGUUAUUAUUUAAAAGUUGUAGAAAUGUGGUUUUAUAGCAUAUCUUGUAUACUUGCUCUCAGCAGCUUAGGGUAUGCUGUUCCAUAUUCCAACAAGUUACAUAAGAAAACAGCACUCGUCAUCAUUGAUGUACAAAACGAUUUCAUCAACGGCUCUUUAGCCAACCCGCGAGCUCCUGCUAUCCUACCUAAAAUCUAUCAACUCCUGGAUAAUCAUGAGUGGCCCUUCGUUGUCGCUUCUCAGGACUGGCAUCCUAAAGGGCAUGUCUCAUUCUUCUCAAGUCAUCCUGGGAAAGUGUCCGGAGACACUGUGAACGACAGCUUCAUAGACACCCCUACGAAGACCGAAACACAGAUGCUAUACGCGGACCACUGCGUUCCGGAGACAUGGGGCGCUGAGAUAGAGCGUGGCGUUCAGACGCGGUUGCAUUCGCUCGAAGGCUACCGCGCCCCCGUCAAUUACAUUAAGAAGGCGCAAGACCACUCAGUCGACUCAUACUCGGCUUUCGCUGAUAACCAGUACCACCGCUUCACCACUCUACACUCCGAGUUGACCUUGCAUAGCAUCGAGACUCUAGUCGUAACGGGACUCUUGACGAGUGCAUGCGUCCGUGGUACGAGUAUCGAUGGAAUCAAGCUGGGAUACGAAGUCGUGCUCAUAGAAGAUGCCACUGAAUCAAUUAGUGAUGAAGAUAAGGCCGCGGCUAUCAAGGAGCUGCAGGGUUGGGGGGUGCAGGUUUUGAAUCUGACAGAUUGGGAGGGCGCAAAUCCUACUCCAGUAAAAUUCAGGACAAGGGAAUUGUAAUUACGAGGUUAUCGUAUUACGAGCGUGGCUUGUCUCAGCCCGUGGGGUCCGAAGUGCCCAUGAUAAUAAUAGGCGUGUCGACGAAAUAGGGAAUAUUUGAUGGAAAAGAUAUUGAGAGGCGUAUUUAACCCGUCUGUACGAGUUUUAACAAUUCCAGUAAUUGGGAAGGGGGCGAGGGUAAGAAAAGUAGUCGAGAAGUUGAGGGCCGAGAAAACCACACUUGGCCAGUUGGAAAACACUGAUA